UUGGUGACAAACAAAACAAUUAGGUGAAGGUUCUUCAAUUGUUUGAGCUGUCCUCAGUGCAGGUUUUAAAUAAAAGAGCAUCUUGCUUCUACAAUCUCCAUUUGCUCCACAGUCUGUCUUAAAUCUUGAUAGCAACUGCAGCUUCAUCCCCAUCAUGGAUUAUCAAUUUCCUUCUUUUCCAGUUCUAUUGGGCUUUCUUGUUUUCAUAUUUAUGCUGCUGAGAAUAUGGAGAAAAUCAAGAGACAAGAAGUCAAAUUCGGUCUCACCACCAGGUCCGUGGAAGCUACCCCUUAUAGGAAACAUGCACCAAAUGAUUGGCUCUCUACCCCAUCGCCGUCUACGAGAUUUAGCCACAAAAUACGGACCUAUCAUGCACCUUCAACUAGGUGAAGUCUCCACUGUUAUCUUUUCUUCGCCAGAAGUUGCCAAAGAAGUACUGAAAACAAAUGACAUUAAAUUUGCCACAAGACCUUAUAGCCUUGCCGCAGAUAUCAUAUCCUAUAACAUUAAAAAUAUUGGAUUUGCGCCAUAUGGAGAGUACUGGAGACAGAUGCGUAAAAUCUGCACAAUGGAGAUCUUCAGUGAUAGAAGGGUUCAAGCGGCACGACCAAUAAGAGAAGAAGAGGUACUAGAGUUCAUUAAAUCCAUUUCUCUUAAGGUGAGAUCAAAAAUAAACCUCAGCGAGAUGUUAACUGGGUUAACAUUUGCAAUCACAAUGAAGGCAGCAUUUGGUGGGGUUAGUGAAAGGCAUGAAGCAUUUGUUCCACUUAUAAGAGAAAUAAUGGAGGUGGCGGGAGGUUUCAGUUUAGCCGAUAUGUUCCCAUCCAUAAAAUUCUUUCAUACGAUCAGUGGGAUGAGGACUCGACUUGAGAGGCUGCAUCGCGAAAUUGAUAAGAUAUUUGAAAGUCUAAUCAAUGAACAUAAAUUUAACAGGUCAAGAAUCGAUUCUAGUGAUGCCAAUAAUUUCUUAGACAUUCUCUUGAAUCUUCAGGAACACGGAGACUUCUCCUUUACAAUAGACAACAUCAAAGCGGUUGUGCUAGACAUUUUCAUUGCGGGGACUGAUACAUCGGCUAUAACUUUAGAAUGGGCAAUGUCAGAAUUGCUAAAGAAUCCGAGAGUGAUAGCAAAGGCUCAAACAGAGGUGAGGGAGGUCUUUGAUAAAAAAGGAUAUGUAGAUGAAGCAGGACUCGAAGAACUAGAAUUCUUGAGAGCAGUUAUCAAAGAAACUCUAAGGUUACAUCCUCCAGGUCCAUUGUUAGCUCCAAGAGAAUGUAGAGAGAGAUGUCAGAUUAAUGGAUAUGAGAUACCUGAAAAGACCCACAUUAUCAUCAAUGCAUGGGCUAUUGGAAGAGAUCCCAACUAUUGGAUUGAAGCAGAGAGAUUCUAUCCAGAGAGAUUCCUCGAUAGCUCAAUUGACUACAAGGGGAAUAACUUUGAAUAUCUUCCAUUUGGUGCUGGAAGGAGAAUGUGUCCAGGAAUUUCAUUUGGGAUAGCCAACAUUGAGCUUCCACUUGCGCAGUUACUAUACCAUUUUGAUUGGAAACUCCCUGAUAAUAUCAAACAAGAAGAUCUAGACAUGACUGAAUGUUUUGGAAUUGUAGUUACAAGAAAAAGUGAUCUGGUCUUAAUUCCUAUUCCUUAUAAUUCCCCUGUUGUUGAGGAAAACAAGUGAUGUUAACCUGUGUUACAACAUUCUCGUUUGUUAUAUUACGUUGAGUAAGUAGUCAGGUCGAUCUAUGUUUAUGUUGGAUUGUUGUUUUAAGUUUGUAAUACUUAUUAGAGUACUUUCU
Molecule: messenger RNA, 1793 nt
Organism: Tripterygium wilfordii
Lineage: Eukaryota; Viridiplantae; Streptophyta; Magnoliopsida; Celastrales; Celastraceae
Product: cytochrome P450 71D9-like
Exons: 2
Coding region: 155-1675 (506 amino acids)
Molecular function (GO): monooxygenase activity; iron ion binding; heme binding
Source: RefSeq, a predicted model, not a curated record